AUGGAAGAUUAUCCAAGACCUUAUUGUAUGGGAAGUCAUGGUGAUGAAGCUCACGUGGAUCUUUUCUUUUGGGUUGCUUUUCUUAGCACGAUCAUCAGUGAUAUCGAGCUUCACUUGGGUUUUGCUGAGAGUGUUUCUAAGCGACUUUGGAAGGUUUGGUUAGAUGAGAUACAUUGGGAUGUGGAGCACAAGCGCUAUGCUGAUCGUGUCGGAUGUCCAAACGAGUCUUUUUCACCAUAUGUGGGGUAUGCAAAUCUCUACCCCUUUCUUCUGGAACUUCUUGACGACAAGGAGAGGGCGAUGGCAGUUCUCGAGCUUGGCAAUACGCAACUCAUGACACCGUACGGGAUGAUGUCCGUUUCAUAUGAUUCUGUGGGUGCAGCACGUAUGGCGGGUCUGCGUCAUGAGAAUCUGUGGAUGGGUCACAUAUGGGUUUCGACUAACGCCCUCAUGCUACGUGCGCUGAGAAGGAAGUACAUUACCCUUCUCGGCAAACCUGCAGAAGAUCUGUUUAAGCAGCUACGGGCAUCUAUAGUUGUGACAGCUGGCGGAUCCCAAACAACACAAGAGGUUUACAAUCCAGUAACGGGUGUACCCGAAAGUACAGUGUCGCUAGUGGGUCACCGAGCUCUAAUGCUUGCUCUUCUUGAAGACUACAACUGA
Molecule: messenger RNA, 663 nt
Organism: Trypanosoma theileri
Lineage: Eukaryota; Euglenozoa; Kinetoplastea; Trypanosomatida; Trypanosomatidae
Product: mannosyl-oligosaccharide glucosidase
Exons: 1
Coding region: 1-663 (220 amino acids)
Biological process (GO): oligosaccharide metabolic process; protein N-linked glycosylation
Cellular component (GO): endoplasmic reticulum membrane
Molecular function (GO): Glc3Man9GlcNAc2 oligosaccharide glucosidase activity
Source: RefSeq, a predicted model, not a curated record